Molecule: messenger RNA, 528 nt
Organism: Brassica rapa (field mustard)
Lineage: Eukaryota; Viridiplantae; Streptophyta; Magnoliopsida; Brassicales; Brassicaceae
Source: RefSeq, a predicted model, not a curated record
AUGUUACAGCUUAAACAUCUAUUACCAACGUUCCUUCGGUGUUCUGUUGGUAAUGGUACCACCGCUUCCUUCUGGUUUGAUUUCUGGACAGAAUUAGGGCCUCUACAUUUGUUAUUCGGCUCUACUGCAUCUAGGACACUAAGGCUUCCAAUCUCUGCAACUGUUGCUGAUGCAGUCAGGGAUGGUCACUGGAACCUCCCUUCAGCUAGAAGUCAAAAUGCAGUAACACUGCAGAUUGUUCUCACCACCACUCCGGUCCCCGCUCCUGCUAACGACAAAGACUCCUUUCUUUGGAGAUCUCACACGGGUGGGUUUGGGGCUAAAUUCUCUUCUUCAGUCACUUGGGAUUUUUUGCGUCAACGAUCUCCCGCAGUUGAGUGGCAUGAGAUUUAUCACCUCCCCACCAUCGGAUCUCUCCUCUGUGGUUUUGAUGAUUACAAGAUACAAUGGCCUAUAUUUAUCACAAGUGAAGACUAUCAUGAAGCUACUACUGCAGGUUAUUGUGUACUCCCUAUGGCGCGAGCGUAA